AAUAGACGUUUGUGAGCACACGAUAAAACGAAUCGAAACGGAACACAACCAUUGACGAUUACGUCGACAUAAUCUCCCCUUUGGCAACGCAAACAGUCAUUUCCAUAUCACACCAAGCAAAUACAUUCGCAUACAUCUGCAUUUUCUAUUGUUUUGUUCGUUCAAUUAACAGCGAUCGGACGAAGAAAAAAUAGUGAAAAACGAAAGCGGGAGAAUAAAGUGCGCCAGUAUCGCGUAGAUUUUUCAUCACAACAGAGAGUAAAAAAACGAGUUUUAUCAAAUAAAUGCAAAGCGUAUAAGCCAUGCAGCGAGCGAGUGUGAAAUGAAAAUUCAGUUCAGCCAUCGAACGAACGGACAACUGAACGAACGAACGGAGUGAGCAAUAUACACGAAACGAAAAAAAAACACACAAGUGAAAAAGUCGAAAAAGAACGUCAUACCAAAGAGAAAAAAAAAUAUGGAAAAUUGCACAGACAGCAAUUUUUCUCUGUAAACUAUUUUCCCGAUUUUCCGAAAUAUCUAUAUAUAUAUACGUGUGCAAGAUUUGUUCGUGUUUUGUGUUUCAUUGUUGUUCUUGCGUGUUCUGUUUUCAAAUGCAUCGAAAAUUGCCGAACUUGCUUGCAUGGUGGAAGUUAAAUGUGAAAUUCAGUGCGGAUCGAACAUCGACAAAAGUGUGUAUUGGAAAUUUUUUUUUGUGUUGAUAGGGGGUUUUUGGUCGGUGAGAUUGUACGCGUUGUUAUUUUUUCAUCUUCUUCUACUUCAAUAUUUUCUCUCGGUCCCUAUUCCCAGCUCUGUCGACCGAGAACAACGACAACGACGACGGUGUGGAAAAUCUAAGGGAAUGUUCAAUUUUCGCUGCGUUAUAUCGCUUGAUUUGUUUGCUUCCAAACAACAAUCAAAAAUAGCUGCUGCAACAGUGUUUCUCUAAUCGUUUUUCCCCCAUUCUAAAUAUAUCCUGUAUUCAAUUUUGCGAUUUGUUUGCAAACCAACAGUGAGAAUUUGCGAACACCAAUUCUCGACGUAUUCAGUGCCAGUGCCAUUUGCACACACAAACUGCGUGCAUGUAAUAUGUGUGCUGUGUACUCUAGCGAAAAGUGAUGGCCCAUACAAAACAGGCUAAUAGAAUGGAACACAAAAAUAAUGAAGUUAAUUCGAAAAUAGAAAGAUAGAAAAAACCGAAGUGAAAUCGAAUCCGAUAAACGUGCACGACAGACACUAGAUUGGAAAUUGUCGACACAUUUAAUACACGGAGUAUAUAUUCGGGGUCUAUGUGUUUUUUUUUCGCACUCACUCAUCCUCUCGCCUCCAAAUUGUUCGAUAUUCCGCAUGUCAUUUGAGAUUGUGUCUCCUCCUUUUUAACUCAGCUUAUCAAUAAAAGCGUUUAGCUGGAACGAAUAUAAAGGACCAGAAGAAACAGAAUUCGGCAACAUAUCGUUUACAAAUUCGAUGACUACGACAACGACUACGUGAAGUGCGAACGCCGAAAAAAAAAACACAACGACAUCUGCAAUAAAAUUGGAAAUUGCCACCAUCAAACAUAUACAUAUAUAUCGCAGUGGAAAAAAAAGUGACGGAGGCAAAAGAGAGUGUUGUCGAUAUAUUGCCAAUGUGAAGUUGCAUCGAUAAUUUCGGGUGUCGAAUUACACUUUUACUUACAAAAUACGCACACAAAAUGUCUCCCAUUUCAAACAACCCGUUCGCUCUCUCGAUUUGGUGAGCGAAAGCUAGCGAGUGUGUGCAAACGACGAACGAGAAUCUUAUAUUAAACUGUACGAGGUUACAAUUCUAUGUAUAAAAAAAGUUCUAAAUUCCUUUGCGCUAAUUAAACAUUGGUUUCUUGAAAAAUUCAGUGGAACACACCGUACACCCCAAAUACUAGAAUAUACAUCGACACACUCUUUGCCAACAGCUACUCACCCACACUCUUCGACAAUGGCUACGCUCCAGUUUUUUUCCCUAGCUCUCCAAUUCUCUAAUCCUAAUUAGAAACAUUUCUGAAAAGCGUUUUACUUUGAUAUAUAUCGACGUCAAUUUAUAUCAAUACGGUUAUCAUCAUCAUCAAGUCAAAUUAUUAUUAUGAGGACAACCAAUUUGUUGUUCGGGAAAAAUUCCGUGGAAAGGUUCUCAAACCCCAUAAAGUAGAGAAGAGCGAAAAAUAAAUAAUAGAAAAAAAAGAGUGAAACGAACGAAGAGGAAAUUUAAUAGCACGACCAUAUUAGUGGCCAUUGUGAAAAGCGACAGCAAGAGUUCAUUUGAAUAAAGAGUGUGUGAGUGUAUCUAUCUCUCUAUGUAAAUCUUAUGCGCGCACUGUGUGUAUGGACGCGUCAGCUUGAGUGUUUUGUGUGGCGUGGAGUUCAUUGAAAAAGAAUCACAAAUGCAAGAAAAAGGUUUCCGAAGGUCUAUUUUCAAUAGUAGAGCAUGAAUGAGUGAUAUCAUCUAAAGUGUUGUCAUUAAUGGUUUUGCUGCUUUUGCUCUCACUCAUUCGUUCGUUUUAUACAAAUAACGCCACCAUAAUACUAAAAUAACAAUAAAAUAUCUGUCGCACCAAAUGACGAAUAAACUCAAGUUACUGUGUGUAUUCCUGAGAACUCGAAACGACUUUGAAAAUGGAUUGUAGCCAAGAAAUUGUGCUCACGAAGAUUAUUAUGAAAUCGUAAUAAUUUGUUACGCUCGGCCACAAACAAUAUGAUGGCACAAUCAAUUAGUUCGAGUGCAAGGAUUAUAUUAUAUGCGUCAUAAAUAAAAAUUUAUUGACAUAAAAAAGAACUAUAACCGAAAGAACAAGAACAAGAACAAGUGAAAUUGUAAUUAUUUCCCAAGUAUUAUAUUACUUGGCGCGUAAUGGGCCCCUGAUCGUCCACUUGAAAAAAAAGUUUCGUUCAUGUAAAAAGUGUUGGAAAAAAGCGCGCACAUUGCGCGAACGACUCCAAAAACCGACCGAACAAAACGUAACGAAAGGAAAGGAACUGAGCUGUGAUUAGACGAAUCAAAUUAGCCAAAUGAGAACGUUAAUUUUCGUGCAUAGAACCUAAAGCAUUCGGGCAAAGUAAAUAAAUAAAGCAACAGCGAGAGGGAGAGAAACAGAAAAAGUGUGGUCAUAAAGUAAAAUCUCCGAACUAUAAAAAGAGGAAUCGUGCACGCGAGAGAUAGCGAUAGAGACACUUCCAAGAAGUAGCAGAAAAAAGGAAAAAGAAAAAGAAGAAGAAGUCGCGCGCGGUACAUGAAGAGUUUGAGAUUGAGUUUGCACAAGGAAACGCGAGAAUCAAAGAUAAAAAGGGAAACAUCUUGGUGUUUUGGUGCUUUCAUGUAGAAUUCUAACAGCAUUGCCAUCCAAAGGCAAGCUCAUUUCCAUAAAAAAACUGUUUUAUAAGGAAAUCAUGUAUACGAAAAGAGCGAAGAAUCAGUGGAACGAAAACGACAGCGACGACAUCGACAUCGACAGCAACAGCAACAUUAACGACAACAACAAUAACCAAACGCAACAAAAUUUUACCUCGAGAAAAAAAUCUAAUUAAAUUUCUUUGUGAUGCUAUUUAGAGUUAGAGCCAUUUCUCUUUGAGCGCGCACGAACCCGGACAAUGGCUCUAAUUAAUUUGAAUAGAAAUGACUAUGUUUUUACCAUAUUCAUCAUGCUGGCGGUUUGCGUACAAGCAAGCACAUACAAAGACAGUGGAUACAGCAUAGGCAAAGGCAGCAAAGGCAGUACAUCAUCCAAUUCACAAAAUCGUAUUAUGUCAUCGGAUUCUGCUUUAUUUACGACAAGGAAUAACACAAAAGUGAUUGCUCAAAAAGGCGGGCUGGCCGUUUUACCAUGUGCUGUCAAAUGGAAUCCGACCGCGACGGUAUCAUGGAUUCGACGACGGGAUUUUCAGUUACUGACAGUUGGUUUAUCAACGUACAGCUCAGAUGAUAGGUUUCUCGUUGAACAUGCACGACAUAUGGGACACUGGUCAUUACGAAUCAAAUCGGUUCGUGAGGAGGAUCGAGGACUGUACGAGUGCCAAUUAUCAAUCCAUCCGACUCAAUCAAUAUUCAUUGAGCUGAAAGUCGUUGAAGCGGUUGCCGAUAUCAUCGGAGCACCUGACAUUCAUGUUGACGAAGGAUCAACACUCCGAUUAGAAUGCAGACUAAGAAGGGCGACCGAGAAUCCUGCGUUCGUAUUCUGGUACCACAACACCAGGAUGGUUAACUAUGACACACACAAUGGAUUUUCAGUGUCUUCCACAUUAUUGCAGUCGUUGGAUGAAACAUUCGACUCGAAUACGGCUGGUGUCAAUGCGAAACUACCCCCAAAUGCCACCACAUCGACAAAUAAAAAUGCGCCAAUAUCGAAACCGAAAAAAACUAGCAGCAGCAGCAGUUCGCAAACGCCAUCAAUUAGUAUACUUACCAUAAAUGAAGUGAGUUUUUUGCACGUCGGAAAUUACACUUGUGCACCAUCGAAUGCAAAGCAAGCCAGCAUUACGGUUCAUGUUUUAAGAGAUGAAAAACCGGCGGCAAUGCAACAUGCAAAUGGCAGCAUAAUUACCGACGAAGAUAUUAAAUCAAAUUCUAGACAUUCUCAGUUACCAAUGAAAUCAAAGCAUAUCCUAUUAAUAUUUAUUUUAGUCUCUGUUAUAAAAUAUGUUUAUAGAUAAAAACAUUGUACAUUCAUUUUUAGGAUUUUUUUUUUUGCGAGAAUGUUCUGACAAUGCUGCUACAUCCGCUAACGUUGCUGCCGUUGAACCACAAAAUAGAACACACAACAGCAGUAACGGCCAAAGUAGUGGCUCUAGCAGCAGCAUUAUCAGCGCAACAAACAACACACAGCAGAUGUAAUAUGUAUGUUAUUGUAUAAUGUUACGAGAGAAAAAAAACGCUAAAUACAAAAUCUGACUGACGAUUAAGUAAAUGAGGAAAAAAAAAACCGUAAUCAUCAGAGAGUCAAGCUGCUGAAGUGAGAUGGCAUAAGGACGAUGAGCGAGAUAUAUAUAUAUACAGCGAGUGAGUGAGUGAAGAAGAAAAUGAAGAGAGAGAAAAAAACGCAUUAAAAGCACAUACAGGAUAACCAUAAAGCGAAUGCAAUAAUCUCGAAAACGAAUGCCAGCGUUAGAUGAUAAUAACGAGUACACGUAUGUAAUAAAAGCGACACAGCAACAACAACAAUAUUCCUAUAACUCUCUAUAGUACUAUCAACGGAUUCAAUUGAAACGCAUGUAAUAUUUACACAAAAAAUAUAAAAACGAAAUGAUGAGGAUAAGAUGAAAAAAUAAACACACUCACACGUACAGCAGUACACCACUCAACGGAAUAAAUAAACUUGAUGUGGAAAAAAUGCAUCAUCAAGCAAACUAUACGUAUAAACAUUGAUAUUGAGGGCGAACUACACACGAAGUGGAUAGACGUAAUAAUUAGAAGAUUACUACUAUUAAACUAAACGGCUGCAUUCACAUAUGGGAUAAAAAUAUAUAUAUAUAUAAAAUAUAAGGAGAAAUAAGGAAACUGAUAAUGAAUCGAAUGUAAUUCAGAUUUAUCAUGAAUUGUGUUAGAAAAUGAAGAAUUUUUUUUCCUUCUUCAUUUUGCUCGUUUUGUUCUUUGUAAUUUGAUUGUUUUUUUUUCUAAUUUUCUGUUUGGAUUUAAUAAAAGGAAAAAGGAAACUAUGAUUAUUAUUAUUAUUAAAAAUG
This is a messenger RNA of Sitodiplosis mosellana (orange wheat blossom midge), 5663 nucleotides long. RefSeq lists its product as uncharacterized. The transcript is spliced from 6 exons. Gene Ontology annotation, cellular component: neuron projection membrane. Lineage: Eukaryota; Metazoa; Arthropoda; Insecta; Diptera; Cecidomyiidae. The record is from RefSeq and is a predicted model, not a curated record. Gene Ontology annotation, biological process: synapse organization. The coding region runs from base 3579 to 4637 and encodes 352 amino acids.